CGCAGCUGGCCCCCAUGCGCCGCGGCGGCCCGUUUGCCGGCGGGCCCUUUAUGCUAGCGGGCUGCGCCUUUUUCCAUCCGGCUAGCAGGGACGGAGGCGGUCUGAGUUGGCCGAGAGCCCCCGCCGCGUGCGCGGGGCGGUCAGCGAACACUGCGCCUCGCGACGCAACGGGGCCGCCGGGCUGUCUCGCCCCCCCCGCCUCCGAGGACGGAAGCUUAGCCGCGGCCCGGGUAGCAAAUGCAAACUUGUGUUGGCCGAUGUCCCAUUCGGGUCCGAGAGGGAUAGGGCGCCCAUUGUGUUGAUAUGGAGGAGCGGAAAGCGCCGCUCAAGUCCUUUGCUGGUAAAGGAGAACCAGGCCUGUCCCGUUUAUUUUGGCCCGAGCGACCCCUUUCGUAUGUUUUUGCGCCCGCGGGCUGCGGGUGGGGUUGCCCGGUAGUCGGUCGGCUCCGACCGCGCCAGGCGGCCAGCGCGGCGGG
This is a messenger RNA of Amoebophrya sp. A120, 476 nucleotides long. NCBI's taxonomy places the organism in Eukaryota, Dinophyceae, Syndiniales, Amoebophryaceae. The record is from the annotation of a GenBank genome assembly.